AUGAACAUCUCGGGGUCCCCGCCGCCCCUCGGGGAGCGGGCCUCCUGCCUGCAGCUGGCCGAGGGCGAGCAGUCCAGCCUGGUCAUCCUCCAGCACUACAACCACACGGGCCGGCUGGGGACCCGGCGGGCGCCGGAGGAGGGGAGCGGCGGGGGUGACAACGCCCUGCUGGGGGUCUUCGUGGCGGCCAGCUGCCUCGUGGUCCUGGAGAACCUGCUGGUGCUGCUGGCCAUUGUCACCCGCAUGCGGUCCCGCCGCUGGGUCUACUACUGCAUCGUCAACAUCACUCUGAGCGACCUGCUGACCGGGACGGCCUACCUGGUGAACAUCGUCCUGUCGGGCAGGUACACCUUCCAGCUGACCCCCUACCAGUGGUUCCUGCGCGAGGGCGUCCUCUUCAUGGCCCUGGCCGCCUCCACCUUCAGCCUGCUCUUCACGGCCGUGGAGCGCUUCGUCACCAUGGUGCGGCUGGUGGCCGAAAACGGGGCCAGCAAGACGUUCCGCGUGUACGGCUUCAUCUUGCUAUGCUGGUUGCUGGCCCUGCUGCUGGCCCUGCUGCCCCUGCUGGGCUGGAACUGCCUGUGUGACUUCCCCAGCUGCUCCAACCUGCUGCCCCUCUACUCCAAGUGGUACAUCCUCUUCUGCGUGGUCAUCUUCAGCCUGAUCCUCGCCGGCAUCCUCCUCCUCUACGGGGCCAUCUUCCGCCUGGUCCGCGUCACCGGGCGCCAGGCCUCCCGGGGCCGGGCCCGCCAAAAGUCGCAGCGCCUGCUCACCACGGUGCUCAUGAUCCUGGUGGCCUUCCUCGUGUGCUGGGGCCCGCUCUUCGCCCUGCUGCUGGCCGACAUCUUCGGCUCGGCCGCCUGGGCCCGGGAGUACCUGCGGGGCAUGGACUGGAUCCUGACCCUGGCCGUGCUCAACUCGGCCAUCAACCCCCUCAUCUACUCCUUCCGCAGCCUCGAGGUGCGCCGGGCCGUGCUGGGCUUCCUCUGCUGCGGCUGCCUGCGGGCCGGCUGGCUGGGCCCCGGGGACUGCUGGGCUGGCGGGGCCCAGGUGCUCUCGGGCUCCUCCACCGAGAGCUCCCUGCGGCCCCGGGACAGCCUCCGGAUCUCCCACUCCCUCAGCCUGCGCACGCGGGAGCCCCUGUCCAGUAUCUCCAGCGUGCGCAGCCUCUGA
This is a messenger RNA of Tachyglossus aculeatus (Australian echidna), 1173 nucleotides long. RefSeq names its product sphingosine-1-phosphate receptor 4 (gene S1PR4). Gene Ontology annotation, cellular component: membrane. The coding region runs from base 1 to 1173 and encodes 390 amino acids. Gene Ontology annotation, molecular function: sphingosine-1-phosphate receptor activity. Gene Ontology annotation, biological process: G protein-coupled receptor signaling pathway. The transcript has a single exon. The record is from RefSeq and is a predicted model, not a curated record. Lineage: Eukaryota; Metazoa; Chordata; Mammalia; Monotremata; Tachyglossidae.